Messenger RNA from Rhincodon typus (whale shark), 1688 nucleotides. RefSeq names its product ribonuclease P/MRP 38 subunit (gene rpp38). Lineage: Eukaryota; Metazoa; Chordata; Chondrichthyes; Orectolobiformes; Rhincodontidae. The transcript has 2 exons. Bases 211 to 1134 code for a protein of 307 amino acids. The record is from RefSeq and is a predicted model, not a curated record. Gene Ontology annotation, molecular function: ribonuclease P RNA binding; ribonuclease P activity. Gene Ontology annotation, cellular component: fibrillar center; ribonuclease MRP complex; nucleolar ribonuclease P complex. Gene Ontology annotation, biological process: tRNA 5'-leader removal.
AGGAAAUAUUCACAACCUCAUACUGACCACUCAGCACAACGUGUAAGAGCACGUCUCUCCCCGCCUGCUGCAGCGGAGCUGGGGGGUUGUAUUCCUUCCGUAGGAGGCAGUCUCGUGCCGGCUGGAUCUGCCUGCCCUAUCGGAAGCAAGAAGUAUAUGUGGGUUGCCAAGAUUUUAGAACAUUGAAUCCUAUUUGUGUUAAUUAAAAACAUGGAAAGUCCAGCACAAGUUGCAAAAGGAAAAGGGGUACGGAAAGCAAGGCCUCCAUCUGUUAAGACUUCUUUCAACAAUCCUUACAGUAUAGGAUGGGUACCCUUGGAUGGGAAUAUCAUGACAUUCAUCCUGGAAAAGCUAACAAAAACAUUUCAAGAGACUGGCUUGUGCAAAGUUGAACCCAUUGUGAGACCCAGGAAACCAAAACCUUCCAAGGCAUCAAGAAGUCAAGAAAAGAGAAAUAUGGAAGAGAAUAUCGAAGAUCAGCAGAAGACUAAAGAGGUCAAAGAAUUGAAGGAAGAGCUUUCGGUGAUCAACAUUCAAGAAUCUAAACAAGGAUGGACUAAUGUGGGGUUUAGGAAACAAUUGGCAAUUGGAAUCAACGAGGUCACUCGGGCUUUGGAGAGAGAUACGUUGUGUUUGGUUCUGGUGUGUAAGUCAGUGAAACCCCCUUUGAUGGUUCAUCAUCUCAUCCAACUGAGCGUGAGCCGGGAGGUCCCUGCAUGUCUAGUUCCCCGUCUGAGUGAAACAGUGGCACCAGUGCUGGGUCUGAAAUCUACACUCGCACUGGGAUUUAAAAAGAAUUCAGAAGCUUUUAUUGAGACAGUUAAUGCCAUUACUCCACAAGUACCUCCCUUAAAUGUUUCGUGGAUACAGCAAAGUAAGGUAGUUGUAAAUGCUGAAGGACUGGACACAAAUGAGGCAGAUUGCGCUGGUGAAAUUCCAAAGCUUGAAUUAAUGGAUACCGCACUUCCGCAAAGUCAGAAGCGUAAAUUCAAUGAACUGUCAUCAAGUGAAUUAGAAUUAGACACUCCAACAAGCAAAGCAAUGGGCGUGACAUUGCUGCCUCUGAAAAUAAAGAAGAUAGUUCCAAAUCCAAAUAAAAUUCGAAAGCCAAAAAAGAACAGGAAAAAUAAAUAAACGUCAGAUUGCGGAAACUUAAAAUAAAUCUAAAAGUAUACAACUCCUUGGUUGGUUAGCAUCUAUUGACCGAAAAGACAAGUCAAAUGUGUUGAUUCUUCAUCAGAACUGCUGUAAACUUCAGAUUAAAAAGCCAUGGAAUGAAGGCAGACUUGUCGAUGUUCUUGAACAUUUAAUGUACUAGCUUAUUUUUUAAAACAUGUAAAUUUAAAAUUGUGUUACUCUUUUCUGUUAAGUCCUUCAUGGGAUCGAAGCUGACAAGGUUAACAUUUGCUGCCCAUUCCUAACUGUCCUUGGGAGAUGAUGUUAAGCUGUCUUCCUAAACUGCUGCAGUCUGUUGGGUACAGUUACAUCCACAGUGCAAUUAGGAAGGACGUUCACAGGUUUUGAACCAACAAUCUUCUCUGUAUGAUGGUUGGAUUUUACAAUCAUAUAGUUGCUUGGCUGUGCAGAACUUGAGUUUUGCUGAAAAAAAGAGAAACAUUGUCCAAGACCAUAUCCUGAUGGUCUUCAGGGGGGUAUUAUAAUAAUAAUAAAGACCAAAAUGAACAAGA